AAGUUGAAUGGUGCAGAUGCGCGUGUCGACGAGGGCGAGUAUUGAUCCGGGAUUGUCCGGAGGCGAGGGUGAGAACCGAAAUCGGGCGCCGCGUCCCAAUCCGACGACAGUCGCUCCCGCUCCGUUGAACGCGCCGUCGAAAGGGUUUCGCGACCGUCCGCGGCAUGAUAACUUGUGCGUGUCCGGCCGAUUAGUGGUGCACCAUGUCCAUAUCGGCCCAGGGGGUGGUGGAGAGGGCGUCCGCCGAACUCUCCAAGAGGAUUAACGGUUUGGGUCUACGCGGCAGCAAACACCACUCCGCCAAGGGCAGCGUGAUGGAGCGGGUGACGAACGUCUUCUGCGGCGGCAGCAACGCCGCAGCCGUCACCGCUCCCGAGAAACCCUCCAGACUGCUGCCGACCAGGAUCAAGUCCACCACCAACUCCAUCACGAUAACCGUCAAGAAACAUCGUCCGCAGCCGGUCUACCUGAACUGGGACCAGCUGAUGAUGGACGAGCAGUUCCUGCUCAGAUUCUUCCUCUUUUUCAGUUCGUGCGAUCGAUGUGUGCUGGCCCAGGUGUGCACGAGAUGGAGGGACCUUUUGUACAGGUCACCCAGAUUCUGGACGGGUCUCGUGCCCGUUUUGCAAUGUCGCGAGAUGAGGAACAGUCAGGGUAACGAACGGGCGAGGUUGUAUUCAUCGUUGUUGCGACGCGGCUUCCACAAUUUGUGUCUGAUGGGCGCCUCCGACGAGGACGCGCUCGAUCUGGUGAACACGUUCCCGUCCGCCUCCAAACACGUACACACUUUAAGUUUGAGAUGCUCGAGCAUCACCGAUCGCGGCUUGGAAUCGCUUUUGGACCACUUACAGGCACUGUACGAACUGGAACUGGCCGGUUGCAACGAAAUAACCGAAGCCGGACUGUGGGCCUGCUUGAAUCCCCGCAUAGUCGCCCUGACGCUGACCGACUGCAUAAACGUGGCGGACGAAGCGGUCGGGGCGGUCGCCCAGCUUCUGCCCGCUCUCUACGAGUUUUCGCUGCAGGCCUACCACGUGACGGACGCCGCCCUCGGCUAUUUUUCGCCGAAGCAGAGCAAUUCGCUGAACGUGCUCAGGCUGCACUCCUGCUGGGAGAUCACCAAUCAUGGCGUUGUAAAUAUUGUUCAUUCAUUACCAAACCUUACCGUACUGAGCUUAUCCGGCUGUAGCAAAAUAACGGACGACGGAGUAGAAUUGAUAGCGGAGAAUUUACAAAAAUUAAGAUCGCUAGACUUAUCGUGGUGCCCUCGUAUCACCGACGCUGCCUUGGAGUAUAUAGCAUGUGAUCUCAAUCAAUUAGAGGAACUCACCUUAGACCGGUGUGUCCACAUAACAGACAUAGGUAUCGGUUACAUCUCGACCAUGUUAUCGUUAUCGGCGUUAUAUCUACGUUGGUGUUCACAAAUAAGAGACUUUGGACUGCAGCACUUGUGCGGGAUGCGCAACUUACAAAUACUAUCGUUGGCAGGAUGUCCUUUGCUGACGUCGAGCGGAUUGUCUAGUCUGAUACAGCUGCGUCACAUGCGCGAACUAGAACUAACCAAUUGUCCAGGGGCGUCGAGAGAACUGUUCGACUAUCUUCGCGAACAUCUACCACGAUGCCUCGUUAUAGAAUAAGACCCGCAAAUGUCCACUUGUUACAUUUGAUACUAGAUUGUGCAAUAACACUUGUCACCGCAAAUUACAAUUGCGCAGACUUGAAUAAAAUUUAAUUACUUUAUACUGUGUAUAUUCAAAACGAAACGGAACGUGUUCCUUUUUUUUUAAUCGGUAUGUUUUGGCUAAUAAAUUACGGUAGUGUCAUUCAAUAUGUUGAUCUUGUCCUUUUUGUCUAUACACUGUAUAUUCCCUAAUACCUAUGGUUAAUAUUGUAUUUUGAAUAGAUUAAAUACAAUCAAUUUUUGUGAUGUACAUAAUACAAAAGAUAAUUAUGGCUCGCCAAUAAAAUAGAUAUUUUCUA
Molecule: messenger RNA, 1980 nt
Organism: Aethina tumida (small hive beetle)
Lineage: Eukaryota; Metazoa; Arthropoda; Insecta; Coleoptera; Nitidulidae
Product: F-box/LRR-repeat protein 16
Exons: 5
Coding region: 204-1637 (477 amino acids)
Biological process (GO): SCF-dependent proteasomal ubiquitin-dependent protein catabolic process
Cellular component (GO): SCF ubiquitin ligase complex
Molecular function (GO): protein binding
Source: RefSeq, a predicted model, not a curated record